Molecule: messenger RNA, 5103 nt
Organism: Gymnogyps californianus (California condor)
Lineage: Eukaryota; Metazoa; Chordata; Aves; Accipitriformes; Cathartidae
Gene: DENND3
Product: DENN domain containing 3
Exons: 23
Coding region: 1-3807 (1268 amino acids)
Biological process (GO): regulation of Rab protein signal transduction
Cellular component (GO): cytoplasmic vesicle
Molecular function (GO): protein binding
Source: RefSeq, a predicted model, not a curated record
AUGGAGGACGUGCUGCCCUCGGGCCUGCUGGAGAUCUGCUUGCUGGUCGGUGUGCCCAGGGAGCGGGUGAGGGCGCUCCUCCAGGGUCCUCAAAGAAAACCCAAAAGUCUUCCCCUUGAUCCAGAACUUCUUUCGGUGUUUGUGCCUCCAUUUAUCAGCAGAGAUGAUAUUCAGGUGAUUAAUGCUGGUAAUAAUGUGAAUAAAAGUAAACGCCGGUCCUUCCGAAAGAAAAAAGAGAGACCAAAGAUUGAAAAUGUCAAGAGUCUCAAUGGGGAGCAGAAAGCACCUGACACUGAAGAUAUUACAGUUCCGAAGGACAUCGAUCUUAUUGGUUUGCCACAGCUAUGCUUCCCAGGAGGACUUUAUGUAACUUCUGAAUCAAAAGAGGACCACAUUCAUUUCCUGGUCUUCACAGAUGUCUAUGGUAACAGAACAUACGGUGUUGUUGCACAGUACUACCAGCCUAUGCAAGAUGGCUGUAUUUCCUCGAAUGGGCAGGCCCAUUGGGAAUCUGCACAGACUGGGAAGAUGCCUGUCUGUUUUGUACCGUUUGCUAUUUGUGUUAUAUCCAGAUAUCCAUAUUUUAAUGCCCUCAAGGAUUGUCUCUCUUGCUUACUAGUGCAACUGCGACCUUUCAAGGAUUUAGAUGCUGAGGAGCACAUAAAAGAAUUUGCAGCAAAGUUAUUUUUAAUACCCAGCCCGCCACCAGGACCACUCCACUUGGUAUUUAAUAUGAAACCACUUCAAAUAAUAAUUCCUUCACGAGAGGAUCCGGACAGUCCAAUUAUUGACUUGGAUCUUCAUCUUCCGUUGCUGUGUUUCAAGCCAGAGCAGGUGCUGCAGAUUAUGACCUGUAUUUUGACUGAGCAGAGAAUAGUUUUCUUCUCUUCUGAUUGGGCUCUGUUGACACUCGUUGCUGAAUGCUUCAUGUUGUACCUUCAUCCUCUUCAGUGGCAACACACUUUUGUGCCUAUUCUGUCUCGUCAAAUGCUGGAUUUCGUCAUGGCCCCAACAUCUUUUCUUAUGGGAUGUCAUAUUGAUCAUUUUGAAGUAGUUAGCAUGGAAACUGAAGAUUUAAUUCUAAUCAAUAUAGAUAAUGGAGAUAUUACACAUUCAAAAAUGGCUGAAGAGGAACCUGAAAUUCCAGAUGUUCCAGCACAAGCAGCGGAAACUUUCAUAAAAAGAGUGGAGGGUCUUCAGCUGCAUUAUGAUCUAGAGCUCUGCCGUCUCCGAGCCAGCACAGAUCUUAGUGAACUCCAAAUGCAUAGAAGGGCUUGGCAACAGAAACUGAAUACAGAAGUUCAGCAAAUGACUUUGCAGUUAAUUGUUAAUAUCUUCAGGGAGGUAAAAGACCAUCUAAAUUACGAACACAGAGUGUUUAACAGUGAGGAAUUUCUGAAAACAAGGGCAAUCGGAGACCAGCCAUUUUACAAAAAGGUUUUGGAGACCUACAUGUUUCACUCUUUUCUUAAAGCUCGUCUGAACAGAAAGAUGGAUGCUUUCGCUCGACUUGAGUUGAGUACCCAGUCUGAAGAGGAUAGAUUAAACUUGAUGUUUCAUACCCCGAGAAGACUGACUAUGGAGAAAAUGGCUUCUAAACAAUUUAAUCCACAGUACAUGAUUAGUAGGCGUAUGGUAAUCAGUAUGCCUGAUCUGCAAGAUAUCAAGCUGCUGGAGGGCCCUACUAGAAAUUCCUCACUUCGAAGAAUAGAAACAGGCAUUGCUGUGAAAAUGCCCUCCAAAUCAGUCAGUACAUUCAAAAUCCCAGAAAUUCACUUUCCUCUGAUGUUCCAGUGUGUUCACUCCUACUAUGCAGACUUCUUCAACCAUCUCAGCAAAGCUAUAAAUACCUUGCCACCUGAUAACUCAGCAUUGCUGGCAAGGUACUUCUACCUCCGAGGACUUAUUAGCUUGAUGCAAGGGAAACUACUAAAUGCGCUUUCUGACUUUCAGAACCUAGAUAAAACAGACUUAAGAAUUUUCCCUACUGAUCUUGUAAGAAAAAUAGUGGAAACGAUGCCUCCUUCUGAGCGUUCGCAAGCAGACCGCAAACCUGAGCUGAAGAAGCUGAUAAGUCGAGUGAUGGAAAAACAAAGAGAAGUUAUGAAAAUAGAUGACCAUGUAAAAAAUUUUGAAUUGCCAAAAACACAUAUGCAACUGGAUGAUUUUGUGAAGCGAAUCCAGGAAUCUGGGAUUGUCAAAGAUAUAGACACUAUACAUCGGUUAUUUGAUGCCCUAACAGUAGGACAUCAGAAACAAAUUGAUCCUGAAACAUUCAGAGAUUUCUACAACUACUGGAAAGAAACUGAAGCAGAAGCUCAAGAGGUGAAUCUGCCACCAACAGUAAUAGAGCAUCUAGAUAAAAAUGAAUGUGUCUACAAGUUAUCCUGCUCAGUUAAAACUAACUAUGGUGUAGGAAAAAUAGCUCUGACCCAAAAGCGCUUGUUCCUUUUGACUGAAGGAGGACGUCCUGGCUAUGUCCAGAUUGCUGCUUUCAGGGAUAUAGAGGAUGUUAAAAGCACGACUGUAGCUUUCCUUCUUUUGAGAAUACCUACUCUGAGGAUUAAAACACUAUCUAAAAAAGAAGUCUUUGAAGCUAACCUUAAAACUGAGUGUGAUCUCUGGUACCUGAUAGUGAAAGAAAUGUGGGCUGGAAAGAAAAUGGCGGAUGAUCACAAGGAUCCUCAGUAUAUUCAGCAAGCACUGACAAAUGUUCUCCUGAUGGAUGCUGUGGUUGGUGCCCUGCAGUCCUCCAAAACCAUAUAUGCAGCCUCUAAACUGUCUUAUUUUGACAGGAUGAAAAAUGAAGUGCCUAUGAUGGUCCCCAAAACAACUUCAGAGACAUUAAAGCACAAGAUCAACCCCUCAGCUGGUGAGACAUUUCCACAGGCAAUAGAUGUCUUGCUUUAUGUGCCAGGGCAUCUUGACCCUUCAGAAAGACCUGGCAAUGCUCAUCCGAAACUAUGGUGUGCUUUAAAUGAGGGGAAAGUGGUGGUCUUUGAUGCAUCUACCUGGUCUAUUCAACAACACUGUUUCAAAAUGGGCCGCUCUAAACUGACUUGUAUGAUCAUGGUAGAACAGAGUCAAGUGUGGAUCGGUUCUCAAGACUCCAUUAUUUAUAUAAUCAACACCCACAGUAUGUCUUGCAAUAAGCAACUAAAUGAUCAUCGUUCUGAUGUUACAGACAUCAUUGUGGAGAAGAAGAAUGGAAUACCCAGUGAAGCGUACUCAAGCAGUUUAGAUGGAACAGUGAUUGUUUGGAACAUCAGCACUUUGAAAGUUAACCGCGUCUUUCAGCUGCCUUGCCAAAAUCUCACUUCUAUCAAGCUUCAUAAUGACCAACUGUGGUGCUGUACUGGAAGUUGCAUACUUGUAGUGUCAACUCAUGAAUUUCAACUACAGAUGAAAAUUGAGCAUCACCUGAAGAAUGCGUGUUCCUAUUUUCUCUGCUUCCAGCUCUUUCCUGAGAGAGAUGAAGUGUGGGUGUCGUAUUCAGGGAGUAGUGACCUGUAUAUUUGGAAUACCAAAGACUUUUCAAGUACACCUCAAAAGAUUCAUCUUCAAGAUUGCUCUGAGAUUACUUGUAUGAUAAGAGUUAAAAAUCAGCUGUGGGUUGGCAGCAGUGGAAGAUCGCAAGGCAAAAGCAAAGGGAAGAUCUAUGUGAUCAGUGCUGAGAAGAAGAGUGUGGAGAAAGAGUUAGUUGGUCAUGCCGAUACAGUAAAGGCGCUGUGCUCAGCAGAGGACAGAUACGUCCUCAGCGGCUCUGGAAAGGAGGAAGGGAAGAUUGCCAUUUGGAAAGCUGAAUAGUUAAGCUAUUCAAAAUAUGUCUACCUGUGCCGGAAAAAAGUGAAGACCUCAGGCUGUGUUUACUCCAGAAUUUUGCAUAUAUUUCAACCACCUGUCAGUGUUAUUGUUUUGUAUUUAUUGAAUUAUUUUAGUCCCUACAUUGUUGUAGAAAAUUGAAAUAGAAGUGAAUCUCUCCUCGCACCUUGUACUGCUCCUGCAGGUUUGACAAAGAAACGGAAAUGUGAAUAGAGGAGUCGCUGGCUUUAAACUUGACAUGUGAUGUUGUGAAGGGUCAGGGUUAUAGGCCAGACUGCGUGGUGCAGAUUGCAUUGAGAGAGCCGAAGCCAGCUCAAUAAUUCCACUGGAGCUCUUUUUGGGCAGUGCAUGGGUUGCCUGAAAAGUGGGAUUCUGUACUGUCUUUACAGCCUGUAACAACUGGAAAUGGUCACUGACAAGAAAAAAAACUAGUGCAUUUGUUGGAUUUAUGGGGUUACUGUAAAUGCUGAGUAUCCUUCUGAACUAGCAGCUAGAUUUAGCUGGGAAGACUGUCCAUUACCCCGUAUGGAUAUUUAUGGUGCUGUGUUAUUUAAAAUGUAGACACAGACAGGCUCUCCCUGAUAGCACUGAAAGCUUCCUGCUGGUGAAACAAGAUACUUGGAUAUUCUUAAUGACUGUUUUACUUUUUAAACUUGUUUUUCCUUUAAAACCACUGUACAGCACUUGGCAUUUGUAACAGUUUGUGAAACUGAUGGUUUGUUUUUUUUUUUUUUCAUCUGAAGCACUUAAUUUAAUUUCCGUAUAUAUUAUACUUGCUUUUGGAAGCAACCUUUCAGUUGCUGUGCAAACAAACCUCUGCCCCUCCUCCCUUCAGUUGCUGUUCCUGUAAUCAGAGGAACUGCUGUUAUUUUGUGUAGAACCUGCUUAAUUUUUAAGUACUGCAGAGUCGUCAAACCACUCCUUAGUUACUGAAGCGAGCAUCAUCGGAUUGCAGUCUAGAGGAUUCUCUUGAGCAGCGUUCCCUAAUCGCUUCCUGAUGUACAUCAUUGUUCUUUCCAUUGAUGACAACUACCUACAAGUAAAACAAUAGAUCUAUGCAGAAUAGUUUCAUCUGUAUCAGUGCUGAGUAAGGUGGAAUACAAUAUUUAAAAUAUUGUAAACAGAAGGAAAAAAUGGGCUGCUACUUUUGUUAAUAAAUAUAAAACAGUGUAGGCCUAAUAGAAUUGUAAACUACUGGAAAUAUACUCCAUGUAAUAUUUCUAACUCUUUCAAUGUGCUGAUGAAAGAUUUUAUCAUAAGAUGGUAACUGAAAUUUUACCU